Molecule: messenger RNA, 1674 nt
Organism: Cotesia congregata
Lineage: Eukaryota; Metazoa; Arthropoda; Insecta; Hymenoptera; Braconidae
Source: the annotation of a GenBank genome assembly
AUGGGAUCGCUGCUGAGACGUAGUUUUUAUUCUUCUGCGUAUGGUAUUGCUAGAUGUCAGAAAAAUAAUUUAAUUGUCAGGAGAUUACAACAGACACAUGCUGCACUUAGUUCUAUUAAUGAAACACACGAGCCACCAAGAAACAAUAAUGUAGUACCAAUAUUUAGAAACGCCAUUAAAUUUGGUGAUAAAACAGCCUUAAGAGAUUUACAGGGGUAUUAUACAUACAGAGGAUUAUUUUUGAGCUCCAGACAAUUUGCUGGAGAGUUAUCAAAUAUUUUAAAGGAAGGCCAGCAAGAAAGAAUUGCUUUUUUGAUGCCCAAUGAUGCGAGAUAUGUUAUUGUUCAGUGGGCAUGUUGGAUGAGUGGACAAAUUGGAUCAAAAGUUGUAAUCACAACGACUGAAUUUGCCCCGUUACUGGAACCAAUCGCCUCAAAAUGCAAUUGUCGCUUGAUAGUCCUGGACAACGCACUGCGACUCCUCGCCAUGAAACCAUUACCAAGAUUAGCGAACAACCGAGACACUGACGUAGAGUACUUCGACGAGUCAUCUGAGACUCCAUUGAAGGACGAAUUUUACAAUGACAGCGACGCGAUGUUCGUGUACACAUCCGGGACCACUGGAACGCCCAAAGCCGUGGUGCUGACUCACAAGAACCUGCAGUCCCAAAUGAACGCGCUUAUCUCCGCGUGGAAGUGGACAGACAAGGAUAUAGUCUUACAUACUCUACCUCUUAAUCAUAUCCACGGAAUCGUCAACGUCCUGAUGUGUCCUCUUUACAUUGGAGCGCGGUGUGUCAUGCUCCCGAAAUUCGAAACUUCCAGUGUCUGGGCCCAACUUCUCGCUGUAAAUCUCCAGAAUCCCGAACGAGUCAAUGUUUUCAUGGCUGUUCCUACGAUUUAUAUGAUGCUGAUCCAAGAGUAUGAGCAGUUGUUCAGCAAGAAUCCCAAAAUUCGAGAAUAUGUUCACACAGUCUGCAAAAUAACCGGACAUCGAUUGCUGGAAAGGUACGGGAUGACUGAAACGGGUAUGGUUCUCUCAAAUCCGCUGGAAGGCCAACGUAUUCCAGGUACUGUUGGAACUCCACUGCCUGGUGUACAAGUUAGAAUAACUGGCCCAAGUAGUACACCCGAAGUAUUGGUUCAAGGUUCCAGCUCUGGCAGCAAAGUUGUCGGAAAAGAAGCUAAAAUUCCUGUAAGUGGAGACUUACAAGUCAAAGGUGAAAGUCUCUUUCGGGAAUAUUUCAAUAAGCCGGAGGCUACUGCCAAAGAAUUUACAAGUGAUAAAUGGUUUAAAACUGGUGACACUGCAAUGUAUGACGGCAACGUCUACAGCAUCUUAGGUCGCAGUUCGGUUGAUAUUAUAAAGACAGGAGGCUAUAAGGUCAGUGCCCUGCAAGUGGAAACGGUAAUUCUUGGUCAUCCAGACAUCAUAGAUUGUGCAGUGGUCGGUUUGCCUGACAUUACUUGGGGACAAAAAGUCGCCGCUGUUGCGGUCACUCGCGAGGGAUCGGAAAUUCUGCUACACCAGAUACGCGAGUUCGCUAAAAAAUCACUACCCGAUUACGCUGUGCCUACGGUCCUUAAAAUAGUCGACAAAAUCCCGAAAAAUAAUCUCGGGAAAGUUAACAAGCCGAAUUUACUGGCAGCUGUUUUUCCAAAUAACAAAAUUUGA